Sitodiplosis mosellana (orange wheat blossom midge) is the source of this 1261-nucleotide messenger RNA. It is a transcript of the gene mRpL3, whose product is annotated as 39S ribosomal protein L3, mitochondrial. Gene Ontology annotation, cellular component: mitochondrial large ribosomal subunit; ribosome. Gene Ontology annotation, molecular function: structural constituent of ribosome. Gene Ontology annotation, biological process: translation. The coding region runs from base 89 to 1195 and encodes 368 amino acids. NCBI's taxonomy places the organism in Eukaryota, Metazoa, Arthropoda, Insecta, Diptera, Cecidomyiidae. The record is from RefSeq and is a predicted model, not a curated record. The transcript has 6 exons.
AAUGCUUUGAUGUCAGCUUGAACAUCGGAAAGCAAUACAUGAUCGGAACAAAUUUGAUUUUUUCUAGAAAAAUAAAUAGAAUUUCAACAUGCUGCGAUCCAUGGUGACAACGUUGUUUCAAUCCAGGCUAAGCCCUAUCACAGUAACGCAGGUGCGAGAAUGCCGUAACAAAAUUUUACCCAAGCCACGGAAACGGAAUCCAGUUUGGUUCGUAAGACAGAAAAGAACGAUCCAUGAAGAUUUUGUGACGGAAGAGAACAAAAAAUUCGUGACCGAAGUGCUAAAUGACCGUUUUGGUGUGCCAACAUUGAUAAAAGGAGCUCAAACUUAUCCGAAGAAUUUGGGAAACUUGAUCGAUGUGCAACAAGAAGAAAAACAAGAAGAUUGGAAUCGAUUUCAAAGAAGGAGCGGUUUGAUCGCUCGGAAAAUUGGCGUGGUUCCAGUUUGGCGCAAAGAUGGCACAAAAAUGACCACCACAAUGCUGCAAAUCGAGGAUAAUCACGUCAUUAAAUACUUUUCACCAGAGGAAUACACUCCGGCUCACCAGCCACGAGUGAAAAAUUUACGAAAAUUCGGCUGCGUAUUGGUUGGUGCGGGCAGUGCCGAUCCAUCACUCUUCACAAAAGAAUACUGUGGAUUGUUUCGAGAGUCGGGAGUUUUGCCGAAAAGACAUUUGGGCCGAUUUUUAGUCACACCAAACGCUAAAUUGCUACCAGGCACACCAUUGAACGUUACACACUUCCGUGUCGGAGACUUUGUCGAUAUUCGUGGUAAAACAGUUGAUCGUGGUUUCCAAGGAGUCAUGAAACGUUGGGGAUUCAAAGGUAUGCCGGCAACACACGGAGUGACAAAAACACAUCGAAGACCAGGAAAUAUCGGUUCGGGAGGUGCAAAGGCACGUGUUUGGCCAGGCCAAAAGAUGCCUGGACAUAUGGGAAAUCGCCAUCGCAAGCUAAAAGGUUUACAAAUCGUUCGCAUCAACAAAGAGUACAAUGUAAUGUGGGUGACUGGACAGAAUGUUCCCGGUGAACACAACAACUUCGUGUACAUUUACGACACAAUUUUGCCAUUGAAACGUAAUAUCAUUCAACCGCCGUUCCCCACUCGCUUCGAUGACGACGGUGGUGAAGUGGACGUUUUUGCCGAUGGCUUUCACGAUUUUCGAAAUCCAACAAUUUUCUAUGAAGAUGACUAGUUAUUUGUUCGUUGUAAAUUUUAAUAUUAAUAAAGUAAAAUAGAAAAAAAAACCAAUCAAAGUCAA